AUAUACAUGUAGCAUUUUUACAACUUGUCACAGCUUGUUUUGCUUGAGCUUAGAACAAUACGAAUAGUAUCUAUAGCAGCCCCUACUGUAUUAAUUUAAUAUUCAUUGUCGUGUGGGUGACAAUGUACCAGGUCAUAUGAUGUUCUGGUAUGGUCUUUAAAUAAUAGAACCUUCGAUUCUAAGCGCAUCAUUAGAUUAGCACCCUAGCUAGCUAGCUAGCUAGCUUGUAGCCACUGGUUUCUUAGACUUGCUUAGUGGUUUGAAUCAUGUCUGGAGACUAUGGAACAGUUAGUAUGGACAGUGUUAGUGUAACAGAUUCCUUCUCUGUGGUUCUCAAGCCUGUUGUCAAGGCCAAGGGAGACAGUAGUAGUGGUAGCAGUGACCCCGAGGUAGAAAAGCGUAGGCCUCAGCGUGUAGUAUUCGUGGAUGAACACACUGCGUUAACCCAACGACAGAGAGAUGUGAGCCAGGCCAAGGGAGACAGUAAUGGUAUCAGUGAUCAACAGCAUAGGCCUCGUCGUGUAGUGUUUGUGGAUGAACACACUGUGUUAACCCAGCGACAACAGAGAGAUAUUGACCCUACUCAGGGCCCGCUUCCAAUGGCUACCAAUAGAGAGGGACUUCCGCUGCUUAAUAAAAUUAGCCUGUCCAAUUCUACUCGGAGCACGCUCCCAAGGUCUAGCGAUGGAGAGGAUGAUCUGUUCGAUAAGACUGGUCCGGCCACUUCUAACCCCAUGGAUCGUCCCUACUCCCCUGCUCCUAAUAGUCACAGUAGCAGUAUCACCGAGUCCGCCCAGUACCAGCAGAUCCGAGGCACUAAGCUGCCCAGUAAGGACUAUGACAGUUUGGACUAUGAUGUCUGCUAUAACGUUCCCUACAAGAACAUGAUUAGGAAGUUUACAGGAAGGACGUACAUACACAUGGAGUUGAUGCGAUGGACACUGGUGGGGAUCAUAGGACUGUGCACUGGAAUAGUGGCAGCUUUCAUUGACAUCUGCGUCAAGGAACUCUUCCAAGCAAAGUUCUCUGUCUUUGAAACAGUGUUCUCGGCAACCAUUAAGGAUGGCACUGUGGUUUAUACUUUCCUAGUGCUGGUGGGAUUCAAUCUAAUCUUUGCUUUAAUAGCCGGAAUACUCAUUGCUCUAGAGCCGGUAGCAGCUGGCAGUGGGAUCCCUGAGAUCAAGUGUUACUUGAAUGGAGUUAAAGUCCCUCAUGUGACUAGAGUGGGCACACUCAUCGCCAAGGCUGUGGGAGUCCUCUUCUCUGUGGCAGGGGGUUUCUUUGUUGGCAAGGAGGGGCCCAUGAUCCACAGUGGAGCCAUCAUUGGGGCAGGCAUUCCUCAGUUUAGGAGUCUCUUCUACAAGAAGUUCAAGCUCCCCUACCCAUUCUUUAGAUCUGACAGAGACAAGCGUGACUUUGUGUCGAGCGGAGCAGCUGCUGGAGUGGCGGCUGCAUUUGGAGCUCCCAUCGGAGGUGUACUGUUCAGUUUAGAAGAGGGCUCUUCAUUCUGGAACCAAUCUCUCACUUGGAAAACGUUGUUCUGCUGCUUCAGUGCGACCUUUAUCCUCAAUAUAAUCCUGACGGUGUACACUGGUGGGGAGGUUGGAUUCCUCAACCUUGGUGCUCCUGGCCUCGUCGACUUUGGAGUCUUCAGCAAAGACAAGCACUUGUGGAAUGCGUACCAUCUGAUAAUCUUCAUAGCAAUGGGAGCUGUGGGGGGUCUCCUCGGUGCUCUGUUUAACGAGCUCAAUAUCAACCUCACCAUCUACAGAAUGAAGUACCUCAACAAGAGAGGUCAGAGCAAGCUAUGGAAGAUUAUGGAGGUCAUGCUCAUUGGCUUGGUAACCACGGCGGGUGUGUUCACCUGCUCCAUGUUGCUUGGUACGUGUCUCCACGAGACCAAUCAAUCGACGAGUUCGUCCACCACCAGUAUUGAUAACAUCAUCCUCCAAGGCGACCAAUCGUUUGUGAACGAGACUCGCAACUUCUUCUGUCCCGGCUACAGUAACUUCAAGGAGAACAGAGCAUACUACAAUGAUAUGGCCACUCUCAUGUUCAACUCUCAGGAGAUGGCCAUCAAGCAGCUCUUCCAUCAGAGUGGAGCUUUCACUCUUCCCACACUCGGCAUAUUCUUCAUGUUACUGUUCUUUGUGGCGUGUUGGACGUACGGUGCUGGCAUACCCAGUGGACUCUUCAUUCCUUGUCUAGUCAUCGGCGCUGCUUACGGAAGAUUUGUAGCCACUGUAUUUGGGUACCUGCACAAUGCUGCCCCUAGUGUGUUUUAUGUGCUCACCAACAUCUCCUCUGGGACCUACGCUCUCAUCGGAGCAGCUGCCUUCCUAGGAGGGGUGGUUCGUAUGACCAUCAGCCUCACUGUUAUCCUCAUUGAGUCAACUAACGAGAUAUCCUUUGGUCUACCUAUCAUGUUGACUCUCCUGGUUGCUAAGUGGGUUGGAGACUUGUUCAACGAGGGCAUAUACGACAAGCACAUCGAGUUGAAGGGCACGCCCCUCCUGGGCUGGGAGUCACCGCAGAGGAUGGAGAGACUAUCCGCUGAAGAUGUCAUGAAUUCAAACCGCCUCUACUAUCUGUUCCCGAUCACACGAGUGCGUUCGAUUGUACAUAUGCUUCGUACCACAGCUCACAGUGGGUUCUUGGUGGUGUCCCAUGCCAAGGUCGGGAAGCCGCUGCAACAACAGCGUAUCUUGCCAAGGGAACACAGGCCACAGCUGUACACACGACCUUCUGUUCUGGGGUACUAUGACACGGACAUAGACACUGAUCUAGAUAGUAGGAGGAGUCCAGUAUUUAGCUCAGCAGAGUCAACCAGAGUUGAUUCAGAUUUCUCUGGAACAUUCACACUGCCACAGUAUAAUGAUCCUAUCGCUGAGGCUAAGCCACUUCUCCUGAGGGGAAUCAUCACGCGCUCACAACUAGUUGUGCUACUCAAGAACAAGAUCUUCUACAACGAGAGCGAUGGGCCGAAGUCUCAGCCAGAAAUAGACCACACCACUAUGAUUAAGGAGUAUCCACGCUAUCCUAGUAUCUUCAAUGUGGAUGUCUCAGAAACAGAACAACAAAUGUUGAUGGACAUCUCCCUGUACAUGAACCCCUGCCCGUACACUAUCUCAAGAGAGACUCCGUUACCUCAAGUGUUUAACCUGUUCAGAACCAUGGGUCUCCGUCACCUGCCUGUAGUCGAGGAGUCCGGACUGCUUGCUGGUAUCAUCACACGACAUGAUCUGACUCACGAGAGCCUUCACGCAAAGAGACAUGAGAAGAAGCAUCGAGAGAAGGCCACAAACGAACAGCCGCAGAGACAACUGCAUAUCAACGAGUACCAGUCGCUACCAGCUUGAACAUGCAUACUCUGUGUUUGACUCCUCUUAUUUAUUUGUAUGAUAAUUAUAAGUAUUGUUUUAACUUUGUGUGAUUUGUGUGCUUUUUGUUGUGUGUGUUUAUAUACGUACAUGAUGCUACCAGAGAUACAAAAGAAAGGGGAUUGGAAACGAAAUUUUUACGAAAUUUUUGUGUGAAGCAUUCCGUGUUAUAGGGCGUGGCUAAAACUACAAAGGAUUAUAUUUAUAGUCAGCAUGCUCAUUACCAGUCUUGACUGCUCUACAAUGUGCUGUACAUAGAAACAGUGAAAUUGAUCAUUUUUAAUGUUGAUUUUUCUAAAAAGUAAAGAGAAUUUAGCUCUAAAAAGUCGACUAAGCCAUGCAGCCACUAUUACUAGACAAAUAAAUGCUAUGCAAGAAGAAAUAGCCUUUACUAUGAAGUCGUAGGAGGGACAGGCCCGUGGCGUGUCUAAAAGUAUACUAAAGCAGUUUGAAGGACUAUACUGCAAACGUUUAUGAACAGUACAGCUUAUUUAUAGCAUGAAGCCAUUCUAUGUAGCACUUAGAUACAUAAUAACUAAGUCAAGCAAUGUCCUUUGCUGUUUUGACUUCACAGGAGGGACAGAGAAAAGUUGACAUAGAGUAAUUCAAGCUAAACUCAAAAAAAUUGGAAACAGAGUAAAGACAACGGACUUAGAGCUUGUCAGUGGUAUAAGCUUACUUCUCUCAAGUAUCUCCCAGGCCCUGAGUGAUCUCUAGUGGAUAGGAGAGCUAGAAACCAGGGAUACAAAACUUUUCCAUGUAAUUAUUUGCGAGCGCAAUAAUUACACAGAGUGCUUCACCGGAUGUCAGUCUUUUACAUAGGGCGUGGGCGGUCGUUUCCAAUCCCCUUUCUUUUGUAUCUCUGAUGCAUGCUACAUACAUGAUGCUAAUUACAUUUUAUAA
Halichondria panicea is the source of this 4283-nucleotide messenger RNA. Its product is annotated as H(+)/Cl(-) exchange transporter 6-like. Gene Ontology annotation, cellular component: intracellular membrane-bounded organelle; lysosomal membrane. NCBI's taxonomy places the organism in Eukaryota, Metazoa, Porifera, Demospongiae, Suberitida, Halichondriidae. Gene Ontology annotation, biological process: chloride transport; transmembrane transport. The record is from RefSeq and is a predicted model, not a curated record. The transcript has 19 exons. The coding region runs from base 267 to 3359 and encodes 1030 amino acids. Gene Ontology annotation, molecular function: voltage-gated chloride channel activity.